AUGAAAUUCUUUAUAUUAUUGAUAUUAUUGGGUAGCUCGAGUUUGAUUUUCGUCAAUUUAAAGGAAGCUCUUCAUCAUGGGCCUUUGAUCAAGGACUUCUACGAUAAGUAUAAAUCUGAUGGAGUGUGGAUAAUAUUGGGAUCGAAUAAUUUAUUAUUUGAAAAAACUACGAUCUGGCAUGGGGUAAUUAAGAUGCUCUCCAAAGAAGGAAUAUCGACACGGAUUGCUGAUUUCGAUGCAUUCAAAUUUAUGUUAAAGACCGUCAACGAAAACAAUAUGCGUCCACUUAUUGUACUCGUGAUGAAUGCGAUCGAAGAAUUAUGGACUUUUGAAUCAAUUGUCAAGAAAUUCUAUGCAGAUUAUACUACUUGGUUGAUACUUUUUACGGGCGAUAGUAGUCAAGAUGUCUGCGGAUUCUGUCGUAAACCGUAUGGAAGUUUAGCAAAUCCGAAGUUCAGUUCAAAAGUGUUCACUCUGUGCUGCGACUCAGAAGUAAUUAUGGAAUGGCGGUAUAGCGAGACAAAUCGCAGCCGAAGAUUGGAAGUUGGUCGACUCGUGGAUGGAAAUCAGGGAAUUGUGUGGUCCUCCGAUGAGUUGGAUUAUAAUAGUAAAUACUCAAUGGAUGGAAGAACAUUGCGUGUUGUCGGAGUCAGGAUGUCUAUGUUGUUGCGGGAAAAAAAUGGCAAGCUUUCGGGAAUUCUAGGUGAAUUGCUAAUAGAAUUGUCAAAGGCAAUGAAUUUCACGAUAUCAAAAAUAAUGUGGGAAGACGAAUUCGGAGUAUGGGAUGCAGAGAAGUCGAAUUGGACUGGAGCAAUUGCAAGAAUCCAUCACCGAGAAGUUGACAUUGGUGUCUCUAACUUCAUUAUGACUCUUCAGCGAUACGAUGCGGUUUCCUUUACAACCCCAAUUUUGUUUGGACCACUAAAAUUUCAUUUCAAGAAACGCGAUAUUAAUUACCUAACGUGGAAUGCUUAUUUCAAGGCAUUGGCAAUAGACGUUUGGAUGGCUACUAUUGGUCUGAUCCUGAUAACGCCUAUCUUGUUGACUCUCAUCAGAUACAGAAGAAGAGAUCAUUUUUUUCCUCUUCUCUUGGAACACUAUUCAUAUAUCUGGGGUAUUUAUUGUCAACAAAGCUUGCCAGAUUGCCCCAAAGGAACAUCUCUGAGGAUUAUUUAUUUAUCGAUAUUGAUAUCGGCGAUGGUCACGUUCGGCGGAUAUUCUGGAUCGAUGAUCAGUAGCCUCACCGAGUAUUCAGGUUCACCAUUCAAUACAAUGGAAGAUUUCAUAAAAGAUGGCUCUUAUAAAAUCAUAUUUUUAGAUCCUACCCUGAUCAAUGAUAUAUACACGUUUCGAGACGUGAGUCUCAGGAAGAAAAUGAUGUCCCUUUUGAAACCAUCCCAUUCGCUCCCUAAAAACAUUGAAGAAGCAUUCCACCAGGUAUGCAACGAGAGAGUAGCAUUUUUCCUGGCCGAUGUCAUGAAGAAAGAUGUAGUUAAUGAUAUACCUUGUGAAAUCUAUUCCGUCGGGACUGGAUCAAUAGGAACCAUAGCAAUGAUCGUGCCUUUGGGGAGCAGAUAUUUGGAUCCUGUUAAUUACCAUCUUCAACGGUUCAAACGCAAUGGAUUGUUAGAACGAUUAAAGCAUAAAUACUUCAAGUUAUCACAACGAAGAAGAUCCAAUCAUCCACUAGUGACAGUGGAAGCAAUCGUACCGAUUCUGUUAAUCUUAGCUGUUGGACUCUUGAUCACCAUUGUUAUUUUCAUCGCCGAACGACAUGCUGCUCAUGUGUUGGUAACGAAGUUACGUGAUCGAAGAGAACUCAAGGUUUCUUUAAGAAAACGCAAGAGUUUUUCAUUUCCAAUGUACGACUAUGUACCCUGA
Molecule: messenger RNA, 1881 nt
Organism: Diachasma alloeum
Lineage: Eukaryota; Metazoa; Arthropoda; Insecta; Hymenoptera; Braconidae
Gene: Ir108
Product: probable glutamate receptor
Exons: 8
Coding region: 1-1881 (626 amino acids)
Cellular component (GO): membrane
Molecular function (GO): glutamate-gated receptor activity
Source: RefSeq, a predicted model, not a curated record